AUGUCCGUGUCCAAGCAGGGGUCGAGGAUCGAGGAAGACAGUUACAGGUUCCUAAAUGUGGAGGAAGGAUUUGAACCUCAGCAGAAUUAUAUUCUCAGUCUAGAAGUCUUUCGGCCUGCUAAGCCGCAACCCCCAGUUAGGCCACCUCCAUCUGCACCAAGGCUAGCGCCAAGGAUAGCACCAGCACCAAGGCUAGCACCAGCGCCAAGGCUAGCACCAGUAGCAGCACCAUGUCUAGCACCACGGCAGGUUCCUGUAUCUGCAUCACAGCAGGUUCCUGUACCUGCACCACGGCAGGUUCCGGUAGCUGCUCCACGUCGCCAAGUGCAGCCAGUAGCUGCUCCACGUCGCCAAGUGCAGCCAGUAGCUGCUCCACAUCGCCAAGUGCCGCCAGUAGCUGCUCCACGUCGCCAAUUGCCGCCAGUAGCUGCUCCACGUCACCAAGUGCCGCCAGUAGCUGCUCCACGUCGCCAAGUGCCGCCAGUAGCUGCUCCACGCCACCAAGCGCCGCCAGUAGCUGCUCCACGCCGCCAAGCACCGGCCGUAGCAGCUCCACGCCGCCAAGCCAAGCACCUCCAAGCCAAGACCCUCCAUGCCAAGACCCGCCAUGCCAAGACCCGCCAUGCCAAGACCCGCCACGCCAAGACCCGCAACGCCAAGACCCGCCACGCCAAGACCCGCCACGCCAAGCUUCGCCGCCUGACGCACCACGCCAAGCUUCGCCGCCUGCCACGACGAGGACGCACGCAAAUUCCACGCCUGCCACGAUGACAACGUGCCCGCCUCCUUGUCGGCCGCGGAAGUGGCCGCUACCUGGUCGUCCGCCACGCCAAGUGCGCCGACCUCCUCGUCGGCCACGGAUGUGGCCCUUCCCGGGUCGCCCACCUCCUCAGGUGCAGCGGCGCUCUACGCGUUGCCACCACCUGACUAUGUCUUGGUGGAUUCGGGGACACUUGGUCUGUCGACCCAACGCCGUGUCCCCCUCCCGCCCUCCCAUGACUCUUGAUCUUGUUUUUGUUGGGGUUUUUUGGACAU
Molecule: messenger RNA, 1035 nt
Organism: Entelurus aequoreus (snake pipefish)
Lineage: Eukaryota; Metazoa; Chordata; Actinopteri; Syngnathiformes; Syngnathidae
Product: proline-rich protein 36-like
Exons: 3
Coding region: 1-771 (256 amino acids)
Source: RefSeq, a predicted model, not a curated record